GUUUGCAAGCGAAGGGGCGGGUGGACGCUGACAAUGAAUUCGCGCCGAUCAGCACCAUCGAAAUGGUCGAGUCCAAGGUACAUCGUCUCGAUGGCGCUCCUCGUAGUUGUGGGUAUGAUGGUCUACAUGAACUUGUCCAUGUUGGCGAUCAACCAACGUGAGGCGCAAGAGUUUAGCGAGCGCGACGGACACCCCAACAUUCGACGACGAAACGACGCGACUCCGCUUGUCACGACAGAAGAAGUCAAGCCACGACGCAUCGUCGUCCUGAUCGCCAACUACCGCGACUCGACGCGAUGCGCAGAAACUCUCGACUCGCUGUUUACGAACGCGGAACACCCUCAUCUUAUUUCUGUCAGCAUCUUCGACCAACUCCGAUUCGACUUGCAAGAACAGCGAUGCAUGGACGUGUACUGUGCCAAAGUAGGAGACACCAAUUGUCAACGCUCGCUGCGUCUCCGUCGCAAUGACACGAUCGAUGCCGACAAGGCCAUCGGACCCACGUAUGCGCGGUACCAGACCGAACAUGGAAUCGACCCGACCAAGGAUACCUUUGCAUUGACGAUCGAUUCGCAUCUGGUGUUUAUCAAGCACUGGGACACGGAUCUCAUGGCGCAAUGGGAUUCGAUCAAGAACCCGAAAGCAGUCAUCACAGUUUACCCUGACCCGACGGAAGGCCAGCCCAAGGACGGCAAGCUGACUGGGAACACGGCCAUGAUGUGCCAUGGGCGUAUCGAAACAGACGGCACUGAUGCCAUGAUCCAGUACGGAGCUGCCACAACUGUCAAGUCCCCCGCAGUGCCUCAAUUGAUGUCCCAAUUCGCCGGCGGGUUCAGUUUCUCAACGUCAUCGUGUGCAUUGCACAUCCGCAACGACCCGUACACGCCCUACUUGUUUCACGGAGAAGAGUACUCCAAGGCGGCGCGACUCUUCACCCAUGGCUACGACAUGUACUACCCGACGCACAUGGUUGUGUACCACUGGUUUGAAGUGCGCAAGUACAUUUGGGACGAUGACUGGGGCCGCAAGUGGAAGCUCCAGCAGCCCGCCAAGCGCCGCAUCCGCGCGCAGUUGGGCCUUCCAACGUCGAGUGACGACUACGACAAGACCGAGAUCGAAAAGUUCAUGGUGGGGACGAAGCGCACGAUGGCGCAGUUCAUCGAGUUCUCCGGCAUCAACCCGUUGGCCCCGUAUGAAGGCACGUCCACCAACCAGUUUGUCAAUUGCGGCGACCUUGCGUAUGUCCCCGUGGCGGAGUAACGCGCGAGUUGCCGCCACGUCGUUGUUGAAAAUGCGUGUUCAAGGGCUCAAUCUCCAAAGUGGCACGUCAUGCGUCGUUCAGUCCAUGGAAUCCUGCCACGAUAAUAUGCUCAUGGACUGAAGAGUUGUUGAAGCGUAACACUUUUGACUUGUUAGAUUUGGGUAUCCCUAGGAGCCGUCCUACGGUUCGUACGCAGACACAUCGACGGAACGGAGGUGGUCGGCCAAGAUGGUCAAGUCGGAUGUCGUAACGAGCUUGGAAAGGCUCGUGUGCCCGACCCAAAUGGCCAGACCAAUAGGUGCCACGUCGUUACUCGAUGCUGCUUGUCGUUGCAGCACCACGACGGCAGGGCCAACUUCCAUCCCGUCAAACAGUCGCUUCGUGGCGGUGUCCAAGUCGUCCAAGAAUUUCGUGGUCGUGAUGGCCACGAGCUCGUGAAACGCCGACCACCCCAAAGACACUUUGCGUUUCCCGAGGAAUGGAAUGAGCAGCUCCAGUCCGUCCUGUCGAUGGACCACGAUUCAGUGGUUCGACCCGUUGUGGGGUGGAGGACGUACUUGUGCAGGGCGGUACCCUUUGAAGUGACUCGUUGAAAACUUCAUAAAGAGUUUGACCCCCGUGUUGAUGACCUGCACAAAAACUCCCAGUCACCCCUGCGUCCAAGCAGAUCAAGUCGACGCACCUUCAGAUCCGGUCCAGCCAAGCACGCCGCCUGGACACUCGACGAUACGUACGUGACAAUGCCCGUGCCAUGGGAUCGAGCAAACAGUUGCGACUACACAGCAUCCAUGCGUGAUGCCAUUGAAAACGAGGACGGACACACC
Aphanomyces invadans is the source of this 2085-nucleotide messenger RNA. RefSeq lists its product as hypothetical. The record is from RefSeq and is a predicted model, not a curated record. The coding region runs from base 34 to 1260 and encodes 408 amino acids. The transcript is spliced from 2 exons. NCBI's taxonomy places the organism in Eukaryota, Oomycota, Saprolegniomycetes, Saprolegniales, Verrucalvaceae.